ACGCUCCUUCGCUUUUGAGUCUAAUGUCAAUUGUUUUGCCGCCGGGUCAAUCGAGGAUUUCGAUUUUUAAAACACUCAGACUAAGGUUAAGUAUAAAAAAAUGACAUAUCUGAUCAUCCUGGCAGGUAUUGUUUUGUGCCUAUUUAUAGAACGCAGGAGUCAACGAUCUCUUGGAAGGGAAUGGGUCUAAAAUAAAGAGAAAAACGUAAUACAAGCGCUUGAAGGCCGAAAGCAGUACACCACAGCCUCAGAAUCGCUAAUUUGAAAGAAGGACACAGUUUUGAAUUAAAACAAGCCAAAUAAAUCGCGUGGACCGUUAAAAAUACUGAACAAACAUCAAAGGUUAAGAUGGAUGGUGAGGUCGACCUGAUAGAGUUCGAGGAAGGUUCACCGGAGCGUGGAGCCGAUGAGCGAAGAGGGGGCUCUGCGGUGGAGAGAGAAGCGGAACAAGGAUGCGAACAGGCAAAACGACGUCUCCUCAUCACGGAAUGGGACGAGGCUUGGGCGAGGAUCGUCCCGGAGAAAAACCAGAAGAAGACCAACCAGCUCAAGAGUCUCGGGGAUGAGGCGGAUUUCCUAGACGCGAUCCUGGGCAACAUGGUCACGACGACGAGCGAUUCCGAAGAGCCGAGCACUAGCGGAACGGGCGAGUACAAGGACGUCGAACCGUCCGCUCCUCCUUUGGAAUUGGACUGGGACGACACGUGGGACAUGCCGGGUGGAUCGGGUUCGGCAGGAGGAUGGCAGUUCCUGACUCUCGCCGAUUCGACCGAGCCGGCUCUCCUGACCGCAGGCAGUUUCAGACGGAGUCGGAGGAAGGCGGAGUCGGCCGAUGGACACAGGUCAUCUCCGGGCAGAAGGACCCGAUCCGCCUCGCCGUCUUUCCCUGUGAAUCAUCCGGUCGAUGUGGAAGCCGAGGUGGAACCGACAACUCCGGAAACCCCUCCUACCCCGCCUCCAAUGGUCCAGUGGCCAUCACGGCCUAAAGAGAGUAGAAGGGAUGACGGCGGGGAUGUCGGCACGAGCAGUGGCAUGACGAACUCGGGGGCGGCCGGACCGAGCACCGCUUCCGAAAUACAACAGCCGCAACAACAGCCUCAGCAGCAGCAACAGCAACAGCAAUGGUUGAGACAGUCGAUGAGAAGGAUCACGCAUUUUCGGCUCGAAGAUCCGCCCUCGCCGAGGCAACCGUCACCAGUUCCGGUCGAAGAUGCGCAACCCACGGAGUGUGAAAUGGCAAAUGAAUCUCUAAGUCCACUAGGACAAUGGCCACAUGGCCUGAGCUCGAUGCUUGCAUGCCUGGCAUGUACCCUUGGAAUAUUCAAUAUAUCAAGAUUCGCCAUUUUAAGUGUUCAAUUUGGAGCCAAUUUUAUUCUUCAGUUUUUCCUUAUGUCUUUCAUACUUGGAAUCCCAUUGUUCACAUUUCACGUAUCAUUAGGCCAGCUCUUGGGAGCCGGGAGUAUGGAUAUGUGGAAAAUUUCUCCAAUUUUUCAGGGGAUUGGAAUAGCUUUAAUUUUAACUCAAGCACUGCUAGGUAUUUAUAGUAUAGUCGGUGUAUCUUGGAUGUUUGUUUACUUCCGAGAUUCAUUUAUUACAAAGCAAGACACGUAUAGAUGGGCUGAACCGUAUAUUGGGCUCUUAGGACCUGGAUGGAGAUACAAUUCAUCUCUAGAGGAGACAGUACCUGAUUACUUCAGCGGAGUUGUUCUGCAGAGGCAUACACUCAUUUCACCGGCCAACGCGCCAGGGCAUUUAAAAUUUCAAGUUACUUUUAACUUAGCUGUUGUAUGGAUGAUUGUUUUCAUUUCCCUCAGUAAAGGGUUGAAAUCAUACGGUAAAGUUGUAUUCCUAUUUUCUCUAGUCCCAACCUUUGGCAUGCUUGUGCUUUGUACGAAACUUGUCAGCCUCACGCCCAUAACUCAUCGUUUCCACCUCAGUUUUCCACAGACUGACUGGAGCGAAUUUUUCCUCAAUACAAAAAGCUGGUCGGCUGCAAUGUCAGAAGCAUUUUAUACAUGGGGCCUUUUAGGUUCUUCCGCAAUGCAAAUGGCCUCUCAUAACCGUCCGAAUCAUUUGCUACACAGAGAUACGACUUUGGUCACCAUUAUCACGUUUUCAAUACUCGUACUAGCCGCAUUUUUAGCGAAUAUGUGUUCACAACUUCUUUUAGCCUACGGAUAUUUAUACGUUCCCAGUUCAUUUGAAAAAAUGUCAACUUAUGGUUUCCUCCACCCUACGAAACUUUCUUAUUCAGAACUGCCUCCUUCUUUGACGACCCCGGUCAGAUUUAUGACACACAAUCAGUACCUUACGGGCGAAAAGGUCGUGAUGCCUGGGGCUAACUUGAAGCAAGAGAGCGGCUAUCAAGCUCUCCGUUUGGCGACAGAACUCGUACCAGCUACUCUUGCUAUCAUAGGUUCAGACAGGCUGUCACCUUUUUGGUCUGUCUUAUUUUAUUUCAUCCUCAUCUUAUUUGGCAUUGCCCAGCAGCUUGCUAUAAUGCAUUGCGUCAUAACUGGAAUAAUGGCAAUAAAAGUGAAAACUAUGAAGAACUGGGAGACAACAAUUACUUUAUUUACCUGUGUCUGCGGAUUUAUUCUCGGCCUUCCUAUGGCUACUGAGCUGGGGAUCUUUGUUGUAUAUUUUCUUGAUUAUUGUGUCGGAGGAGCUUGGUGGAUAAUGCUUCUGUACCUGAUAGAACUAGUUGCUGUUUUCAUGGUACGAGGAAGGCCAUACAGUGGUGAGACCAUUGUGGCAACUUUGUUCACAAAAGCUAGUCCUUGGCUUCAGAACUGGGCUGCGCCGAUUCUUUGUUUCAUAUGGAACGUUAUCCUUCCGGUUGUUUUAAUGGUUCUUUGUAUUCUCGUCUUUAAAAAUGGCAGUUAUAAAGAUUUGUACAAGUGGAACGCUCCGCUGACCUAUGACUAUUGGCCCGUAUGGAGCAGAGAACUAGGCUCAUUGAUACAAAUUUUACCGCUGUUGACGAUUCCAUUUAUCGGCAUUGUACAAAGUUGUAGAUAUCUAUCAAAAGGCCCAUCUGACAUAUUUGAUAGAUUGCAAAUGCUUUAUCGUCCAUCUGAAGAGUCUAUAGUCAACAUACCCGAAGAUUUAACUCCUACUGCUGACGAAGAACUUCCUGCAACAUCCAAUCCUGUCAUAGCUACGAUUGAAGACCCACCUCCAAAAUACACACCACCCCCAUCUUAUUCAACUGCUACUGGUGCUAGAAUUGCCAAGUUUCUGCGUCAGAGUUUUCGUAGGAGUUUAAGGCGGAUAACACACUCUCUUAAUACAGUUGAAUCAGGGAUAGAGAAUCCGACCGUGCAGAGUGACACGCUUGCUCCACCGCCCCCAGACUACGCCGCAGUGCUUGUUGAAAUAAACCAGUCGCGUACUCCUUCUUCUAGCAACCAGCCAAGUGAUAUCGCACCGACGACGUCGACCCUGACUGUCAACGAGGUGGCGCAAAUCCUCAGAAGCAGCUUCCGACGUGCAGUUAGGGACAUGAAUAUUUUAGAGAGCACCAGCUCUGAAAGAUUAGUCGAGAGUGCGACUCCGAUCAGCCGUGAUCGAAUUAUCAUGAAUCAAAGUGAAAGUGAUAAAACUAUUGAAGGUUCAAGUUAAAUCAAUCAUUUUUAUACUUUUCUGUGAUAAUAUUUUAUUUUAAUUCCUUUUACUUUUUUUUAACUUUUCUAAUUGUAUUUUUUUUUAACUGUGUAUUGUUUUCUUUUGAAUUAAUGGAUAAAUUAGUGCAAGGGACAGGUAGUAUGUUUUCGAGAUAUAUUUCGUCAUGAAUUAAUUUUGAAAAAAAAAUAGUUUCUCUUAUUUGGUUACUUGACUGAAUGUAAACAAUUAUUGUUUUUAAUUAAGAAACCAGUUAAAUUGGUUUUUGAAUGCUAGUCCAAAACAAAAAGGUAUAAAAUUUGUAGUAUGUAAGUUUAAUACAAAUGUACAAAGACUCCUGAAUAACUAAUCUAUUUAUUUAUACUUUUUUAAGAUAUAUACAAAUUUUACAUUAAAUCUUUUUAUUAAACCUUUUAACAUCAUACUUGUAAGGGGAAAAAUCAUAGACAUUCAGAAAUUGUUAACUGACAAUGCGAGAUCAGAUGUGGGAUCACUGAUUUUCACAAAACAUUUUUUGGAGAAGCUAGGUCAGAAAAUAUUAAACAGCAUAAAACAUUAAAACAAGCAGCAGAAAACAUUAAAAUUAAUCAAGUUUGAGCAUUGAGCACCCCUAGGAUCAGCGGGCACUACAAAUUCAUCACUUCUCUGGAUUUUUAUCCAAAUUCAAUGUUAUAACAACUGAUUAUUUAACGGUCACUAAAUCUAGUUUAAAUGUUAAGUCUUUCUAUGUGAGAAAAAUAAGGAUU
Molecule: messenger RNA, 4370 nt
Organism: Cimex lectularius (bed bug)
Lineage: Eukaryota; Metazoa; Arthropoda; Insecta; Hemiptera; Cimicidae
Gene: bdg
Product: sodium- and chloride-dependent glycine transporter 1
Exons: 15
Coding region: 349-3624 (1091 amino acids)
Biological process (GO): sodium ion transmembrane transport
Cellular component (GO): membrane
Source: RefSeq, a predicted model, not a curated record